Molecule: messenger RNA, 3486 nt
Organism: Anopheles marshallii
Lineage: Eukaryota; Metazoa; Arthropoda; Insecta; Diptera; Culicidae
Product: zinc finger protein 235-like
Exons: 8
Coding region: 1-3486 (1161 amino acids)
Biological process (GO): regulation of transcription by RNA polymerase II
Cellular component (GO): nucleus
Molecular function (GO): DNA-binding transcription factor activity, RNA polymerase II-specific; zinc ion binding; RNA polymerase II cis-regulatory region sequence-specific DNA binding
Source: RefSeq, a predicted model, not a curated record
AUGGAGGAAGAAUUUCUUACUAUUGCUAUGAAACCGACAUUUUGUCGCAUUUGUGCUGAAGUGUGUGCCGAACAAUACUGUAUUUACGAAACUGUUUACAAGGAUGAUACGCUAAGCAUGCAUAUGAUGAUGGAAAAGUUAGUUCCCUCCGUGUUCAAUACGGAACAAGUGAAGGUGGAUGAGUUCAUGUGCUGGCCAAGGAAAAUUUGUGCAGAAUGUACCAGCAAGGUGCUGGACGCGUAUGAUUUAUAUGAACAGUGUAUGAAGAGUGGUGAUCUACUGCGAGAAUGUUUGUCUCGAAAAACGGAAACUUUCAUAAUCGAAGAUAUGUACGAGGAUGUGAAGCAAGACUUCGUUAUUGAUAGUUCUCCUGAGCAGGAACACAUCUGUUCAGAUAAUGAAACUAAUGAACAAACGCCACCAGCUCAAAGGCCACCGGUUAAAAGAGUUCCUCGUAAAUUGCGUGUGGAAGCGCGCGAGGAUAUUAUAGUGGAUAAAAUAGAAUCAGACAUAAUAGAAGAACGUAUCGCCAUAUCAACCGAUGAAGACGUGCAUCACUCAGAUGGUAGUGAGAAACAUUCUCCAAAUGAGUGCAAAAAGAAAUCACGCAAAACUUCCGCACGACAGAAACAAGCAUCAAGCAAACGCAGUUCUGCUGCUGGCAUCGGAAAAACGCCGAAGGGUAAAAAACGAGCUACGCGAAAGGUUCAAGAACCAAACGAACAAAAUUUAGAUGAAUCGAAGGAACCGGAAACAAAGGUAGAUAUAUACCGUUGUUUGCUAUGCAACGAAUCGACAUACUCCUCGCCGAAGGAACUUACGGAUCACUUGAAAGCGGAACAUCCCGAUCAGAUUCACUGUUGCGCACAGUGUCCGAAGGUGUUCAUGACUAAGGCGGCCUUUGAGCAUCAUCAGUACUGCCAUGCUACUGGCCGAUCAUACUUCUGCAUGUUUUGCGACAAAGGGUUUCAGACAGAGCAGCUGCUCAAGAAUCACGUAAGAACUCACACACACAGCACAGGGUUUUUGUGUUCCCAUUGUGGUCAGGAGUUUAGCAACCGAAGUAAUCUUCGUCAACAUCUGAUACGUCAUACCGGCGAUAAACCAUGGCAAUGUACCUUGUGUCCGAGCCGCUUCAGCAUGAAAAGUUAUUUGGACAGACAUCAACAUACUCACACGAAAGCUAAAUACUUUAGUUGUGACACGUGCGGAUCGCAAUUCAGCCGACAUUACUCAUUGGUAAAACAUCAGCUUAUUCACAAGGGCGAUCGUUACUUUACCUGCGAGGUUUGCAAUAUGAGGUUCACCUCAAGCCAUCACGUGAAACGACAUAUGCUAACGCACACGGGAGAAAAACCAUUCAAAUGUACAUACUGUGAGCGCAGCUUUACGCAAAGCAAUGACAUGGUAAAGCACAUGAAAACGCACGUUGGUAACAAUCCGUACCAGUGCGAUCGUUGCGAUGCAUCAUUCCGGCUGCUCACGGACCUGCGCAAUCACUACAAGGAUCAUUGUCAGUCGGGCAGUAAAGAUGCGCUUUCCGGCGAGGAGGAUAAAAACAUACGCUUCACCAGCACGAAUAUUUUGAAAAUUCGAUUCGAAAAGGAAAUGAACCAGCUGAUCGACAAGAUUCCCACCAUCGUAAACAUAGUAAAAACGAUGGAGAGUACAAAUUCUGAAGACCAGAGCUUGACCAUACAACUAACAUUCUGUCGUAUUUGUGCUGUGCUAAACACCGACGAGUAUGGCAUCUAUGAACUCGAUUACAAUAACGGAACAUCAAAUAUGCAUAUGAUGCUGGAAAAGUUAGUUCCCUCGGUAUUCAACGCGGAACAAGUGAAGGUGGAUGAAUUAAUGGGGUUUCCAAGAAAAAUUUGCAGAGGAUGUAAAGGCAAGGUACUGGAGGCGUAUGCCCUGUACGAGAUGAGCAUGAAGAGCGGUGAUCUGCUGAGGAAAUGCUUAUCGAGCAAGAAAAAAACAACAUUUAUCGUCAAUAUAACAGGUGGUUCUAUGGAAACAUCGGAUGCGCAGACAAGUUGCCCACAACAAUUUAAGCAAGUUCCAGUCAGGAUUUGGAGAAAAUCACAGGAAAGUAUCGUUGAUGUUACAUCGGAGCAAAUUGUACCAAAAGAUGCUUACCGUAAGGAACACACUAAUGGGGACACGUGUCCGCUUCCCGUCGAUGAUCACGCAACUCCAUCGGAAAUCGAAGAUCAACCAUCGUACUCUUGCGAAGAAAAUGAUACAAUAUCAUCUUCCAAAGUGAAUGACGAAACCUAUGAGAUAAAACCACCGAGAAAGCGUGUGGUUGUAAAAAGACAAACGAAAGCAGAAAAACGAAACGAAUUCGUUCAACAAGCGUCGUACUCUGAUGAGGAAAAUGGUACAAUAUCGUGUUCUAAUGUAAAAUAUGCAAGUAACGAAACAAAACAACCAACAAAACGUAUGGUUGCAACAAGGCAAAUAAAAAGAGAAAGGCGAAGCGAAUUCGUUGAUCAAACACCAUACUCAGGUGAGGAAAAUGAGCCAAUAUCCUCUUCUCAAGUAAAUGACGAAACUUACAAGAUAAAACAACCGAUAAAACGUGUGGCUACAAAAAGGCAAACUAAAGCAAACAAAAACAAUGUGCCACGGGCAGGACAGAAUACAGCUAGUGUUGCUUCCGAAGAAUCUGGCGAACCGGGUAUUAAAGUAAAUCAAUUGCGUUGUUUGCUAUGCAACGAAUCAACCUAUGCUUUACCGAAUGAACUAACGGAACACUUGAAAACGACGCACGCGGAUCAGAUACAAUGUUGCGAGCAAUGUCCGAAGGUGUUCAUCACUAAGACGGCCUUUGAACAUCAUCAGUAUUGUCAUGCUACUGGACGAUCGCAUUUCUGUGUGUUUUGCGACAAAGGGUUCCAAACGGAGCAGUUGCUUAGGAACCAUCUGAAAACCCAUACGGACGGGACAGGCUUUUUGUGUUCGCAGUGCGGUAAAGAGUUUAGGGACCGAAGCAAUCUUCGGCAGCACGAGUAUCGUCACACUGGCCACAAACCAUGGCAAUGCAAUUUGUGUCCGAGUCGUUUCAGUACAAAAGGUUAUCUAACGGUGCACUUGUUAACACAUUCGAAACAUAAAGCAUACAGCUGCGAUACGUGCGGUUCCCAGUUUAAUAGACACUACUCGCUCGUGAAACACCAGGUCAUUCAUACGGGUGUGCGUCAUUAUGAAUGUGAGGUUUGCAAAACGAGAUUCGCUUCAGCGCACCACGUUAAAAUCCAUAUGCGCACACAUACGGGCGAAAAACCCUACAAAUGUGGCUGCUGUGAUCGAGGCUUUGCACAGAAAAACGAUAUGCUGAAGCACAUGAAAACCCACGGGCAACCGUAUCCUUGUGGACAUUGCGAUGCUUACUUUGACGUGGUAGCGGACUUACGGAUACACUUGAAAGUGCACGAACGGGAAGGAAAGCCGGAAAAAGAGCGUACAUCUGUGGAACAAUGA